Coffea arabica (coffee) is the source of this 2610-nucleotide messenger RNA. NCBI's taxonomy places the organism in Eukaryota, Viridiplantae, Streptophyta, Magnoliopsida, Gentianales, Rubiaceae. The record is from RefSeq and is a predicted model, not a curated record.
AUGUCUUUCAUGGAGGCGGCUGGUGUUUUUGACGUGGGUUUCUCAGGAUCCAAUUUUACGUGGUGCAACAAUAGGAGAGGCAGAGCUAAAAUUUUGAAGCGAUUGGAUAGAGCGCUAAUCAAUGGGGAGUGUGCUGAGGUCUCUUCCAGCAUCUCUGUUGAGCAUUUAGCAAAACAUCCAUCAUAUCAUGCACAGCUACGGAUUUCUUUUGCUACUCGCUUAGACAGCAAAUCGAGGCCGUUUCGGUUCUUGAACGUUUGGUCGUCUAGGGCAGAUUUGUUGGAAGUCAUUAGAGGAGCCUGGGAUAGACCAGUGCAGGGAGCCCCUUUGCGUGUGUUGUGCCAGAAAUUAAUGGCGUCAAGACGGGCUAUCCAAGACUGGAACAAACUCACUUUUGGCAAUAUCUUUGAGAAGGUUCGGGAGGCAGAGGCUGCGGUUUGCAGGGCUGAAAUAGAGGUGGAGGGCAAUGCCCCUGAGAGGGCGCAAAAUCAAAGACGGAUUCAGAGCACCAUCCAUCAGAUUAAAGAUUCGCGGGGCGUCCGGGUGAAUAGGGAUGAGGACAUAGCAAACGAGGCAAUUGCGUUCUUCUCGGGCCUAUUUUUUGAACCUACUAUUUUUGCAUUGGAUAUGCUACACUUGAUUCCUCCCUUGGUCACGGAGGAGGAGAAUAAGACCUUGGAGGAAGUCCCAUCCAUGGCAGAGGUUAGACGAGUGGCUUUUGCAAUGGAUGGGGAGAGUGCUGCGGGGCCGGACGGAUUCACGGGUAAGUUCUUCACGUUCGCUUGGGAUGUCAUUGCUCAAGAUAUUUAUAAUGCGGUGCCGAGUUUCUUCUGUGGGGCUGAAUUGCCUAAGUUUAUUACCUCCACUUCCAUUGUGCUUAUCCCUAAAGUGGCAAAUCCCCAGGAUUUUUCGAUGUUUAGGCCAAUUAGUCUUUGUAAUUUCUUUAAUAAGGUGCUAUCUAGACUUUUGGCUGACAGGUUGUCUGCCAUUUUGCCGAAAAUUAUCUCCCCCCAACAAUCAGGCUUUGUUAAGGGUGGGAAUAUCACGGAGAAUUAUUUACUGGCCCAGGAGGGGGCUUUGACAGGGGGAUCCUCUGUCCCCGGCAUUAUUGUCAUAGGAGCUAAGGUGCUCUCACGGGGUUUGAAUAGUCUUGCGCAUCAAUCCGGAUUUGUGGGGUUUCGGGUUCCACACGGGUGCCCUCCUAUCACUCACUUGGCCUUUGCUGAUGAUGUAAUCGUCUUUGCGAAUGAUUCGUCAAGGUCUCUGAAGUGUGUUAUGCGGGUGCUGGAGUUGUACCAUCAAUCCUCGGGACAACUGGUUAAUGCUCAAAAGAGUAGGUAUUUGGUGCCUCCGUCUCGACGCAGAGUGAUUGAGCGGAUCACGCAGUUUGCCAGGAAUUCAUUUCCAAUUUGUUACUUGGGAUUUCCCCUAUACUUAGGUCGGUGUAGAUCGACGUAUUUUGGAGCAGUUAGCCAAGCUAUCAUAGGAAGGGUGUUGUCGUGGAAGUCGAGGCUUCUAUCUCCAGGCGGAAAGCUGAUCCUUAUCAAACAUGUCCUUGCGUCUGUUCCUGUUCACCUGCUUUCGGCAGCAGUGGUACGUAGUUCGGUCUUCUCGGUGAUAGAAAAAGUUUGUGCAAAUUUUCUAUGGGGCUCAAUGGCUGAAAAAUCAAAGUUCCACUGGAUACGAUGGUCUCAGCUAUGCUACCCCGUGGAGGAGGGUGGGGUUGGUUUUCGAAGACUUCAGGAUGUCUACAGAGCCUUUUCAUGUAAGUUGUGGUGGGGGUUUCGGACUGGAGCUUCACUUUGGGCGUCUUAUAUGCAAGCUAAGUACUGUAGGGAGCAGCAUCCUUGUCAAGUGCCUCUCAGAAUAUCUGCUACGGCUACUUGGAGACGAAUGUGGUAUGUUAGUCAGCAGGUGGAGCUGUCAAUGUUAUGGCACGUUAAUGGGGGCGCCUGUCACUUCUGGUACGACAAUUGGGUAGGCAGUGGUGCUUUGUUUCUCAGCUCGACAGUCAUCCCCGAUCUCUCCUUUGGGGACUUUAUCACAAAUGGAACAUGGGAUGCCCAGUUGCUAUCACGGGCCUUACCACCAGGGAUCAUCCCCUUAAUCUUACAACAUCCGAUACCUAAAGGUGGUCGCGCAGUUGAGCCUGUGUGGAUGCCAUCAACAUCUGGGAAAUUCACGCUAGCGUCGGCUUUUGGGGAGGUUCGUCAAGCCUGCAACACUUCUGCGGUUCUAUCACACGUCUGGCAUUAUCGGAUACCGCUGAAGGUGUCUUUCUUCAUGUUAUGCUUAUUGAGGGGAAGGUUGCCGGUAGCGGAUGCCCUCUGCCAGCUAGGUUUUCAAAUGCCGUCGAAGUGUCUUUGUUGUCGGAACCCAUCUUGCGAAUCUAUUGAGCAUGUGUUUGCAAUGGGACAGGUUGCCAUGGAAAUCUGGGGAUAUUUUGGGGGUGUGUGUGGCGUGGCUGGUGCAGGAUCCUUACUGCGAGCUCGGAUGGCGGCAUGGUGGUUUGUGGAGCAGCGAUCGGAAAGGAGGCGCUUCUUGUUCAAAAUUCUUCCUAGUCUCAUCUGCUGGCAUAUCUGGAAGGCUAGGAAUAGAGCCGUUUUUUAA